Molecule: messenger RNA, 342 nt
Organism: Acomys russatus (golden spiny mouse)
Lineage: Eukaryota; Metazoa; Chordata; Mammalia; Rodentia; Muridae
Product: 60S ribosomal protein L10a-like
Exons: 2
Coding region: 1-342 (113 amino acids)
Source: RefSeq, a predicted model, not a curated record
AUGGAAGGAGCGCUGCAGCAGCCCAUAGCUGAGUCUCUGAUUGAGCAGAUCCCACGGAUCCUGGGCCCAGGCUUGAACAAGGCUGGGAAAUUCCCUUCCCUGCUGACACACAAGGAAAACACGGUAGCCAAAGCUGAUGAGGUGAAAUCCACCAUCAAGUUCCAGAUGAAGAAGCUGUGUCUGGCUGUUGUUGUUGGCCACGUGAAGACGAUUGACGAUGAGCUGGUCUACAACAUCCACCUGCCCGUCAAUUUCCUGGUGUCCUCGCUCAAGAAGAACUGGCAAAAUGUCCGAGCUUUGUGCAUUAAGAGCACCAUGGGCAAGCCCCGGCAUCUGUACUAG